Molecule: messenger RNA, 1116 nt
Organism: Vanderwaltozyma polyspora DSM 70294
Lineage: Eukaryota; Fungi; Ascomycota; Saccharomycetes; Saccharomycetales; Saccharomycetaceae
Gene: OKP1
Product: Okp1p
Exons: 1
Coding region: 1-1116 (371 amino acids)
Source: RefSeq, a predicted model, not a curated record
AUGUCUUCUAGAAGAAAUAUUCUAGAUGAUACUGAUGAAGAAUAUGGUAUCGAUGAUGCUUCUGAACGGUCUUACGCAGGUAGUAGUCCUGAUGAAGAGAUGAGUGAUAUUACUUUUGAAAGAGAUGAUGAUGCCCAACGAGAUAUUGCUAUAGAGAAUCGUAGAAUUGCUAAAAGGUUAUUCCACUCAGACUCCGAAGAGUCUGAUGAGGAACCAGUGAAUGAGAAUCCAAUGCCUAAGAGGAAAGAGGUAAGGUUUAGUCAAGUUAGAGUGGAAAGCCAAGAUGAUAUUGAUGAUGAGGUACGUCCCUGGGAGUUUAAAGAAGUCAUUCGAAGGGAAUUUCAACAAAAAUUACCCAAUAAUUAUCAAAUUAAGAAUUGGAAGAGACCUACCGUUGCAAUGACUGAUUCAAUAAUUGAAUUAUUAGAUAUAAAUUUUAGAUCUGCACAAGAGAGUGUGUUUGAAAAGUAUAGAACUGAUCUAGAAAGACUAAUGAAUCGUAAUGAAAGGGAAAUCAAACAAGUCUAUCUACAAAAGGAAGAUGUUAUGAAUGAUAUUAUAGCAAAAAUAAAACAAAAAUUAAGAAAAUCUAAAUUCCCAGCUAGACUGGCAGACCAUGAUUUAGAUAUAGAGUACAUUUUUGCUAAAAGGAAAUUUAUCCAAAAUAGAUAUACACAGGAAUUAACAAACGCAGAGAUGAUUGAAAUAGAAUUGGUCAAAGAGGAAAAAGAAUUACAAGAUGCAAAGGAUUUAUUGGUUAACCUAAGGAGAAGUAACCACAAGAUGUUAAAAGAAAGACUGAUACAGAAUGACUUACACCCCAGUUUAAACAAGGCAAUCACAAAUGCAUAUGGUCUUCUAGACAAUAAUGACGAAGUAUCUUCAAACAAUACAGAAAUGCAUAGCAAAGAAAUAAAAGAGUUGAAUAUGAAUAUCAACACAAACAAUACUAAUAUAUUGCAUAAAAAUCUAUCAUCGAAUAUUGAAUUGGAAACAGUAUCGUUGUAUUUACCGUCAUUGACAGAUUAUAAAGAUACGAAACAGGAAUUAUACAAAAAUAUUGAACAAUUCCUAGAUAAAACUCAUUCCAAAGAGAUAGGCAAUCUAAUGAAAUGA